UCUGAGCCGGUUGAUGGCCUUAAUUAAUAGUGAAGUUAUUAAAGUGCUGAAUUUAGUUGAAAUCACGAAUAACCAUUGAAAACAUUGAUGUGUUGAAUUACGCUUGUAUAUUUUUCUGGGGAUUAAUGUAGUUCAUUUUACUGGAUUUAGUCGCAGUGAAUGUAUCCAGUUGUAUCAGAUACUUGAUUUUCAUUAACAUGGAAGAACAGUCCGUUAAGAAAAGUCAUAUACCACGUAGAAGACCACUACAAGUUAUGCCGAAAGAGAAGAGGCGUCACUCGUGGGCUCCGACGGGAGGAGGAGGUGGAGGAGGCAGAAUGUCGUUUUCAGGCCGCCUGAACACUCUGACCACCAUUGGCGAGGAGCAGUCCCCCAUCAGUCCGCCUCAGGCUAACAGCACGCGACUUGAUGAUACAAUGUGUCCAUUCGAGAACUUUGAACUCGAAUUGAUGAGAGACAGAAAAUGUGACUUUUCCGACAUAGUGGAGGAUACAAAAUAUUCGAUCCUGGAAGAACCAACUCUCACUGCUCGUGAUGCAACUAUCUAUAAUUGCGACAAAUCUGUCGAUCUCACAUUAGUGAGCCAGAGCCGAACGACACCACGCCACGAGGGCACUCCUCCAUUUGUGCUGCGUCAGCGCAUCAACAGCAUGACAACUAUUGUCCAAGAUGUUGUCAAGGAAUACGACGAACUGCGAGAAUUCACCACUCUCGAAAAGCAGUUUCACACUGAAGAAAUUAACAAUAUAAUUGAAGGACUCAAGCAAGAGAAUUCUUCAUUGAAACUAGAAUUGGAAUCUUCGGAAGAAAAACGUCGUGAAACUGAGGCCAAACUGGAAGCUGCUGACGAAAAAAUAACAUCUCUGGAAAAUGAACUGUUCACCUACAAAGAAAAUAUCUUGGAAAUGGAAGAUAAACUGUUGAAAAACAUGGAUACGGAUCUGCUUCAAGAGUUGGCUGAACUGAAAAUAGUGAAUGCAAGAAUCGAAGAGGAGUUGAAAAUGAAAGCUGAUGAUUUCCAAAAACUCAAAGAACAGGCCGAUGAAGUCAAUACAAAUUAUGUCAAAGUAACAGCAGAAAAAGACAAACUUCAAACAGAUAUUCGUCAACUGAUCAAUAAAGUGAAAGAACUGGAAACCGUAAACUCAGACCUGGAAGUAACACUUGAUCAUAAGAGUAGAAAGUCAAUUGAACGUGAAACGGAGUUGGAAAAUGAACUUAAGGCUGCCUGGCAGGCUUUGGAAAGUCGAGAAAAGAUGAUGAGGAAAGAAGUCAUUGAUAAGGAAUGCUUACAGUUGAAGAAGAUCACCAUUGAAGAUAAGGAGGACGCCUACUGUACUGAUGCAUCAGACGAGAUUGAUAGAACUGUGAACGACUCGAAUCCAGUUGAGGCAACAAAGAACGACACAACUGAGGAUGGUUCAAAGUCACCCGAACCGACUGACGUCACCUUGAACAAUACGACCCUUGACCUGAACGCAACUGUUGAGGCAACUGAGACAAGCAACUUUAUUGCUUGCGAUGCUACCCUUGACCUGAACGCAACUGUUGAGGCAACUGAGAGAAGCAACUUUAUUGCUUGUGAUGCUACCUUCAGCAACAUUUCCAUUUUGAGUCCUGUUGAAACAUCGGACCCGUUGAAGUCGUUCUGCCUCAACGAAUCGAUGAUGCCUGUUGUAAUCCAUGCUGAAGAUGACGAGACAGCCUCGCAAAUCAACACCUCGGUCUUCGAAAACAAAAUUUUAAUUCAGGAUCUGUGCGAUAUGCUCGGCGAUAAAGACCAACUGAAACAGAAAAUAGUUGAAAUGAAAAGUGAAGCGGCGGACAUAUUGAAAGAAUACGAAGACAAGAAGAGCGAUUUGUCAAGAAUAACUGAACAAGUUUCGUCGUAUGAAGCUUUUAUAAAGCAAGUGAAGCAAGCACUGAAUUUAGAAGGCGAUGACAAAUGUAUUGAUGGCAUCGAGAAAGAGAUAAACAACUUGAAAAUGUCCAAAGACAAUAUGGAAGCUAGUUUCAAGUCUGAAAUUGACAAACUUCAGGUCGAGCUCGAUGUGACCAGAAGGUUCGAACAGGUUGUGGUGGAAUUAAGUAGGUUGGUUGAUGCUGAUUCCACAUCUGACGUCGCGUUGACGAAUAAAAUCACCGAUCUGGUUCAAUUUAAAACGCAAUUUGUUUCAAAGCUUGGCAAUGUACUAUUUCCAAAUAGAACUACACCGAUUUCUUCUGAAGAAGAAUUAGUGCUUGCAAUACAGUCUGAUCAUGCAUCAAGGGAUAGAAUGCUGGCAGAUUACAAAGAGAUGUCUGAUGCUUAUGACAAUGUUUUGAGUACUAAACAAUGGGAUCAAGAAAGAGUUGACUUGGUAGAAGAAAAGUUCGAGAAACUUCUUGACGCAUUGGAUUUACCAUUUACGAAAUGUGCAUAUGACUUCCCAAUUGAAGAAGCCGAGCAGAUGAGAAAAGAUGCAAUGAAUGGGGUGUACUACUCCAAGCAAAUCAUUGACCUGCAUAAUCUGAUUGGUAAAGAAUAUGACGAAAAAGAAUUGUCAUGUGAAGCUGUGAAGAAUGCAAUCAUUGAUCUAAAUAGACAAUUGGACACCCUUAAGAGCAACCAUGGAGAAUAUGCUACUAAAUUAGAAAAUUUAACACAAGAAAUCGAAGAUAAGUCAAAUGCUCUGAAUCAGCUAAUCGAUUCCAUUCAGGAAUGUACUAACAUUACCUGCAGUGAAGAUAACGUGGUCGACUGUAUGAAAGCAAUACAUAAAGAGCUAUCAGAAAUGAGAAGCAGCUUGAAAGAACAAUCAUCCAAGUUGACAGAUAAUGAAGGGAUGAAAGAUAACCUUCAACUAGAGAUUGAUGUUUUGCUCGAGAAAGUGAAGAAAUUUGAAUCAUUCACUAUGAAUAUCCAUUCUUUAUUGAAAAGUGAAUCGAACAAUGCCAGCCAGAAUAAUGAUGAAAAAUCAAAUACAUUACUUGAGAGCAUUCAAAAUGCAGAAGAUCUUGAAUUGCAAGUUCAGCAACUUCUUGAGGAUACUUCAUCAUUGGUAAAACAUAAAGAGGUUUUGGAAAAAAUCUGUUCAAUUCUCAGUGACAACAGUGACGCUAUUUUCUCAAUUGAAAAUAUAUUAGAUGAGAUGACUAAGUACAAAGCUGAGUUUGUAGACAUGCAGUAUCAACUAGACAAGUUGGAAGAUUGUCAAAAACGUAUUCCGGAAUUGGAAAAACAAAUUGAAGAAAUUGGAAACAGCAACAAAGUUUUUACAGACGUUUUCGGGAGAAUUCGAGGUGAAUUGGAUGUGGCUGAAGAUGUGACUAUUGACUCGCUGCCUGGGCUCAUUAUUCAAAUGAAAAAUCAAACACUUACUUCAUCAGAUCGUCUACACAAACUUGAAGAAUUUGUUGAUAACUGUUAUACAGGUUUGAAUGUCUAUUGCGAUUUAUCAUCUGAUGAUAAAUUAGGCUCAAUUGUUAACAAAAUUCACGAUUUAGUAGUGGACAUUGAAAGUACUAAUGAAGAAAAUAUUUCCUUGAACCAGUAUAAGAAGGUUUUGCAAGAAAUAUUCCAGAUUUUCAGUGAAAAUGUGCUGUCAAUUGAGAAUAUCAUUCCAGUGCUAACUGGAUAUAAAAUGGAAUUUGGUGAGAUGAGGCUGGAAUUGGAGAGAAUGGAUGAUUGUAUGAAGCGUAUAUCAGAGCUAGAGAAUAAAGUUCAAGAAAUUGAAACUAUAAACAAGCAUUUUGCGUCUGUUUAUGAAAAGAUCCUGACUGCAUUCGUUGAUGAAGAUUUGACAGUCGAAUCAUUACCUGAGAGAAUCAUUCAAAUCAAAAAUGAAGCUAUGACUUGUUCCGAUGUUGCACUGAAACUCCAACAGUUUGUCAACAGCUGCGUGUCUGCACUGAGUGUUGGAUUCGAUGCCUCGUCUGCAAAUGAUGAUGAUAAAUUAUCAGCAAUACUAUUCGGCCUUCAACAGCUAGCUGUUGUCAAAUCAGAAUCUGUUGCAGUAAGUGAAGAAAAUGCUAUCUUGAGCAAGCAUAAACAAAUUCUGGAGAAAAUAAUUCAAACUUUGAGCGAAGAUAGUGAUGAAGUUAUCACAGUUGAGAAUAUAGUUGACGUUUUGACAAAGUAUAAAACAGAAUUUGUUGAAAUGCACGAGAAAUUGGAGAAGAUCGAUGAAAAUGCCUCAGAAGUGUCAGACCUCAAACGAAUGUACAAUACUUUUGCUCAAGUUUUUGAAAAAGUGUCAAAUGAAAUCGAAGGAUUUGACGCUGACUAUGAAAUUGAAAAGUUGCCUGAAGUUAUCAACAGAAUGAAAAAUGAAUUGAAUGAUUUGCAGCGGUUCAAAGUUGAUGUUAACAAUCUUAUGAGGAUCCCAUCAAAUGAUGAAUCAAAUGCAAUCUGUUCAUCUGAGGAAUUGAUUUCAAGUAUUAAGGAUACUGAGAAAAAAAUUGCCAGUUUGAAUGAAAAACUAGAAUCAGCACAGGAAGAAAAUAGUCGGUUGACUGAAAUCUCUAACAAUUUUGUUUUGAAACUAAAGGAAUACAUGUCGAUUGGAGGUAUAAUAAGCUCUCUGGGGUCGGAUUUGGGAUGUGAAAUGCAAACUAAGAUUGAAGAAAUUCUAGAACGCCAGAUCGAGAGUCCUGAACUGAACAAGCAAAUUGAAAAGCUGGUUGAAUUCAAUAGGUUGUAUUUAGAAUUGGAAAACAAACUUGGCACGACUAUUGAUGACAUGAAGGUGUACGAGGAUGCCCUCAAGAAACUGCAGUGUGCUGUGGGAGUUGACGAUGUGAAUAAUAUUGAAAAUGCAGUGAACGGUUUGAAGAAUGAUGCCAAUGAGUUGACCGCUUAUAAGAAUGUACUGAAAGAAAUUUCCGGACAUCUAUCAACGGAACAGGAUUCAAGCUUCUCUUCUGAAAAUAUCUUGCCAUCCAUUGUUAAUUUGAAGAACCAAAUUUCAGUCAUGACUGAAAAAAUGGAGACUCUCGAGGCCCGAAAUGCGAAAUUGAGUGAAGCCUUCGAGGACCUGGAUAGCAAGAUGAAAUACAUUGGUGACGUAGAACUGGUGCUUUCGAGUAUUUCUUCAGUUCUUGGAGUUGAAAGUAGGGAGGAAAUCUUGUAUGCCGUGGAAGAUAUGAAGAGGAAUCUCUCCGAUUUGAAGAAUGAUGCUACAAAGAUUGCUUCAGAUAAUGACACCUACCUCGAAACUAUUCAGUGUCUCUUCAAAAAGUUGAGUGGCGAAAACAUCUUGCCAUGUGAUGAGGAACUGAGAGACAGUUUGAUUUCAAAAGCUGAUUCAAUGUCAAAUGAGAUUUCACGCAUGAAAGACUUAUUGAACGGAAUAAAACAACUAUUAUCUGAUCUGAGUGAAGUUGAUCUACAAGUUGACGAUGAGGUCAAGCUGGAAGACGUCAAGAAUGCCAUCGAAGACAUCAAAAAGAAUCUGUGCGAAGUCUACGAAUUGAAAAUAGAAAAUAAGAGUAUAAAAUCCGAAGUGGAAGCAAUGAAAGAGAAGAUGCAAUCACACUUCGAAUGUGUCGACAUUGUAUUCAAUUUGUGCAAUCUGCUGAGCGAGACUAUUGGAAAAACUAUUGCCAAAUGUGAUAUUCUGAAGAUAGUUGACAGCCUGUUGCACAAUGGAACUAUUCCAUCGUUGAAUGAGAGCUCCGUUGUCGACAUGGAGGAGGCUGGUGCAAAGGUCAGUGAGAUUGAUGCAUUGAGAAAAGAACUGAGUGACUUGAAAUCGCAUUUCAACAAUCUAGCGAUUAUGUUCAAUGCUGAAGGCCUGACAGAUAGAGGUGAUCUAGUAGAAUGUGUAAAUAAUUUGAAGAAUGAUUAUGAAAAUCUUGUUUCGAAAUGCAACAGCAUGCAGUCUGAAUGUACCAACUAUAAGGAUUCUCUAACUGAUAUAAUCAAAUCUGUUUUUGAAAGUUUUCCCGAAGAGACUAGCUUGGAAGAAAGAAUUAAACUGCUCACAGAACGUUUCCAUGCACUUAAACAAGUUGAGAAUGCGCAUGGUGAAAUUGUCAAUCGCAGUCAACAGCUUGUCGAACUCCAAAAUAGCAUUAAUGAAGAACUAGGCUUGGCAAAUUCUGAUUCCACUGUGGAUACUUUGAAAGUGUUGAAGUUAGACCUGGAGAACUUUAAAAAGAAUGUUCACGAAUUACAAGUACAGCUAGAUGUUAUUUCAAGCGAAAAAGUCGAUCUAAAAGAGAAGGUAGAUUGCAUUAUUUCAGUUAUUAAGGAAAAUCCUUCUAUUGAUAGGUACGACGAUCAAGAAUGUUUUACAUUUGAUUUCUACAAGUGUAAACUUUUGAAAAUGAUUGAAGACUACAACAGUCAUGUAGAUUUCUACAAGAUUGUAUGUAACUGCUUGUCAGAUAGGGUUGAAGAUGUUUCAAAAGAAUCUGUGUGCAGUGCCAUAGCUAGUAUCAAGAACGAGAACAAUUGUUUGAAUAGAUCUCUCCAAGAAAUGAGCGCCAACAAUGAGAGAAUAAUUUCUGAUCUGAACGCUGCCUACGAAACAGUGAUGAGUAAAUUGGAACUGAGCAAAGAAAACGAGCAAACUGUAGAGCAAUUGAAAGAGUUGGUGUUGGGUGAACCUGGAGAAAUAGAAGGUGAUCUGGUACAAUCCGUCACUAAUCUGAUUGAUGAAAAAUCCAAAAUGGAUGCGCGUCUGCAGGAAAUGUUGUCUGAAAUUAGUAUGAUGAAGAGUAGCAUGACCGAUAACCAAAAUGCGCAAUCUGAAUUCAAUAAAUGUCAAUCUUUACUACGAGCAAUGCAAUCAGAACUAGAUAUGUCUGACGAGGACCAUCAUAGUGAACUGCUUGAUGCAAUCAGAGAACUUAAAUCCAAGUCCGAUCAGGCUCAACAGGAACUAUCGGCAGUCACUGAUCAACUUCGAAAAUGUACUGAAUAUCUCAACAUCGAACUUUUGAAACUCAACGGAAAAAUAGGUGAAGAUAGUAAGAAGGAUGAAAUUCUUGAAUCGAUGCAGCUAUUGUGCGGCAAUUCCUUGCUUGAACAACUCAAAUCUGACUCAACUGAGCUUGUCAACUUGUGCAAUUGUAAGCAGGCUACACUAAACAAUUUGAAGAGUGAAAUAGAUGUACUUGGUGAAACUGUGAAGAAUUUCGAUACAACGAAUAGUGAUCGUGAAGCUCUGUUCCAAAGACUUCGUCACGAACUCGAAAUACAAAGUGAGAAUAACGAAUCAGUGUUUGAUUCGAUUGCAAUGUUGAAAGACAACUUGCAACAGCUAAGAAAUGAGAAUACCUGUGUGAUGACAACCAACGAGGAGCUCAGAAAAACUUCGGAAGCCUUGAAAGUAGAACUAGAUGAGAGUGCUAAAAAUGUAGAAUUUCUAAAGAGUGAAAAGGAUAGCUUGAAUGAGCAGGUUAAAGCAAAUACAGAAACAAUCGACCAAUUGAGGGUGGAAUCACAAAACUUGAAUAUCAAAUUGUCAGAUUCAUCGACUUUGAUCGCUAGUAAAGAUGAAAUUAUUCGUGAAACGGAGACGCAAUUACUGGAAUUGAAAAAUAAUGUGGAGUGUAAUGGACAACUAGUUGAAAACUUGAAGAGUGAGAUAGCGAGUCAACAGAAAGUAAUCGAAGAUUUGAGAAAUGAGAUGAAGAGGAUUGAAUCCGUAAAAAUGAGUGAAAAUCAAGGAGAAGACAGAAUCAAAAUAGAAGAAACUUUGAAGGAGUUGAAUCAAGUGAAACAAAAAUUGGACGAUUUCAUAGCUGUUGACAAAACACUCAAGAAGAAGCUGAUUACUGAAAUAAAGAAUAUGAAAUCUGACUUCAAGCCAGGAAGAGAUGAAGAAACAUCUGUUCAGUUGCUGGACAGUUUUGUGGCCGUAGUUAUGGAGAAAUAUCAAGAGGUUAUUAUGACAUUGAAUCAAAAUUUCGAAGUUGAUAAGAAAUCAUUGAAGGAGAGAAUCAACCAACUUGAAAGCAAAGAGAAGAAAACAAAAGAAUGGAUUGAACAGCUUGAAGCUGAAACUGAUAUUACAAAUCAAGAUAUAAAUGCAAAGAACGUGGAAAUUGAAAGACUCACCGAAAUUGUAAAAAAACAUGAAAAUGAAUCGGCAAGAAAAUCUGAAGAUUUAGAAAAAAUAAGAGAGGACAUGAAAAACUGUGAAGUUGAAUUGAAUUUACUACGAACUGAAAAUAAAGAAAUGGCUGAAAAAUUGAAGGAUCAACUUUCCGAGCAAAAUCAUUCAGCCUCAGAUUCGAUGAAAUUGAGAGAGAGUCUAGACAGAGCAAUCGCAAAACAAGAUGCACUCUCAAACGAGCUGAGUAACAAGGCAAUUGAAAUCUCGCAACUCAAGUCGACUAUUGACUCGCAACAACAAGAACUAAAGAGCUACUUCAACAAACUGAACGAAAAGCAAGCACUACUCGACGAAAAGAAUUUGAUAGCUUCCAAUCUCACGGACAAGAAUGAAGCUUGUCUACAGGAGAUUGAAGACUUGAAACAAGAAUUGAAAAAGGAAAAAGACGAGUGUGAUCGACUGUCCAGCUCACUCAACACCUUGAAAGCAGAAUACAGCAAUGUCCAACAAUCGUUAGAGACCUACAUUAAGGCAAACGAAGCACUCGAAAGUAAACUUGAAGAAUUUUCCAGGGACAUGAUUGAUACAAAAGCUAUGGCUGCUAAUCUGGUGGAAUCGCUGAAAAGUGAAGAGCAGAAAGCACAAGCAAAAAUGAAAGCUUUGGAGAAAAUCAACGAGGAGAAAACAAACGAGUGCAACGAUUUGAAAACAAAAAUUUAUUUAUUUGAGAUGGAAAUGUCAAAAUAUAACUCAACGCAAGGUGAGACUCUUUCCAAGAUGAAGGAAGAAGUGGAUGCUGUAAAUAAAAUGAAUAAGGUGUUGAGUGAUAACCAGUUAGAGAAAGAAAAGUUGAUUCGUGAUAUGAAACUUGAAUGCCAUCGUCUAGAAAAAAAAGUUGCUGAUUAUGAAAUUAAAUUCGAAGAAUUUUCGAGAACCUUGUCUGUGUUACACAGUGACGUCAUUAAAAAAGACCAAGAACUAAACAAAUUGCAAAACUUGAAAGAGGAGAUAAUAAAAUUGCAGGAAUGUUUGAAAGAUGAAGAAACAAAGUGCGCUGAGUUGAGUAGUAAAAACUGUCUUCUCGAGAAAGAUCUAGUCGACCGGAUGAAUCAAAUCACCAAGCUACAGUCAGCUAUGGAAAAGUAUGAAAAAGAACUGCAAGAGGUUCGGGCCAGCUCAAACGUGGAACUCGAUCAAAUCAAGAUUCAGUUGAAGAAUAGCGAAGACGUGAUCAAUACUGUAUCAAAUAAGGCUGCCCUGCUUGAAAAACAAAUCACAAAACUGAAAAGCGAUAUUAUCUGUAAAGAUGAGGAUUUGUCCAAAAUGAGGAAAGAAGUGAGUCGGCUGUCGGUUAGUCUUGAGGAGGUAACAAAAUCCGAGCUCAGACAUCAGCCGAAAAAACUGAAACUGAACGCAUUGAAUAAAUUCGAAAAUUUUGGCUGCAACGAAAAGGAGAACGACGUGAGUUUGAAGUUGAACACAUCUCACAAUACACCGCAGCAGCAGAUCGGGGGUUGUUUGAAGUGUAGAAAGUUGGAAAAAGAAAUGGGGUUGUUGUUCAAGCCGCCUGUUGAGGGGGAUAUGCUGGUUGAGAAGAUGAAGCAAUCUCUGGUGAAAUUGGAGGAGUUUGAGAGCAAUUACAACAGUCUGCAAACCGAAUACAAAGAGUUGGACGCUGAGUGCGAGGAUCUCAACACACAAAUCAAAUCGUUGGAAACGGAGUGCACGAAUCUGGUGUACAAGAGUGACGAACUGACACAAAACUGCAACAAGUUGAAGGAUGACCAUGAGAAGGAAUUGGCGACAAAUGCUAUGUUGAAAAAGAAGAACGAAAACCUGACGAAAGACUUGGACGCAUGUGGUGUUGAGCUGGAGCGGUGUCGCGAAAUGCUGAGAGGUUCGCGUCGAGAGCGAAGCGCCGCUCUGCACGGCUCAUUCCGUGAGUCGGACAACAAGAGAUAUCAGGCGAUGGACCUGAGUGCGAGCGAAGCGCCCUCUACGCCUGUUGCCGGUGACUUCAAGUCCAUCAAGCAUCGAUGGGAGCAGAUGUCCACAAGUACGCAAAAGCAUCAACCGACUCCAAGCAAAGAAUGUCAAUGCGAGGAUCUAAUGAAGCAGAACCAAGACUUGAAAUUGGAAUUGGCUGACAAAAAUAACAAAGUAACACUUCUUGAAAUUCAAAUUCAAGGACAAAAUUUCCCCUACAAGAAAAAAGCAGCUACUCUUGAGGAAGAUCUGAACGAGGCAAAAACAAAGAUUAUGACACUGAAACAAGAAGUGCGCCGACUGCAGACGUGCCUGCAUGACGUGUCCGUGUUCCAGAGCUGCGAGACGUGUCGCAACAAGGCCAAAGCAAGCACAGCCGAAGCAGCCGUACAGACCACGGUAACCGACACUGAGGCCAGUGUUUCUGGCAGUGAAAUCAUCCAGAGGCAAUCUGUUAAUGUGCUCAAAGAGAAGACUGCAAAGUUGGAACGAGAGAAUAUGCUGCUGAAACGCUAAUAAUUAUCAAUUCUAUCUCAAAUAUAAUUACUAUAGGUCUAUGGUCUAUCCAUCAAAAAAUAC
Molecule: messenger RNA, 10610 nt
Organism: Nilaparvata lugens (brown planthopper)
Lineage: Eukaryota; Metazoa; Arthropoda; Insecta; Hemiptera; Delphacidae
Product: reticulocyte-binding protein PFD0110w
Exons: 12
Coding region: 198-10547 (3449 amino acids)
Molecular function (GO): calcium ion binding
Source: RefSeq, a predicted model, not a curated record